Onthophagus taurus is the source of this 1868-nucleotide messenger RNA. Lineage: Eukaryota; Metazoa; Arthropoda; Insecta; Coleoptera; Scarabaeidae. The record is from RefSeq and is a predicted model, not a curated record.
GCUGUCAAAUUAGUAUAAAAAAACUUCGAUUUGAACAAAUCAAUCGAAUCAAUUUAUUAUAGAUUGUAUUACAGUUAAUUCAUUAAUGAGCAUAUUGUCAUAAUUUAGGUAAUAAUUUAUUGUAAAAAUUAUUUUAUAAAUUUAAUAUUUCACAUUUAAGCGACUGUAACAUAUUCGAAAUGAAGAGGACGUUUAAAGAAACCAAUCGGCACAUGUGCACCAUAAGAAAAUACUCGGAAUCCUGCCUCCCAAAACUUCCGCCGAACGCUUCGAAAUGGGAGAAAUGCAUGAGACGAUUUCGAAAAACUUUAUUAUUAUACUCGGAUCACCCCUCUUGCAACCACCAUUACCGCAGCAGCGCGGCGGUUAUGUUCGAAAGGAAACGUCAAAUUUCGACCGUUCCCGUUUACAUAAUCCACCCGUUUAGCAAAUUUGCUUAUUACAGGGAAAUAGUUUGGUGGUUAAUGUAUCUAAUAAUAUUUUCGAUAUGGCCAAUAAUGGCGACGCUUAUAAUUUACGAAACCUCUGAAAACGUGAAAUGGGUCAACGAAUGCGGGAGCUGCAUCAACUGGUUCAUCGUAAUCAACAUAGUGUUUAGUUUCAUAUCCGGUUACCAUAACCCCCAAAUAAGAGAGGCGGUUUUACGCCCGAAAGAAAUCGCAAUUCAUUACUUAAAAACGUACUUUGUACCAGAUUUUUUUAGUUUAUUACCAUCGAAGUGGUUAUCGUUGUGUGACACAGGAAAAAUGAUCGUGAUUUUGCAAAGAUUCGUGCUUUACGCUCGAGUACCCACGAUGUUCCAAUACUCGCGGCACAUCACCAAUUUAUUACAAAUGAGCGAUACCCAACACGAAAUCGUCUCACUCAUAAUCUUAUCGUUGUUUGUGUUACAUUGGUGCGCAUGUUUGCUGGCAACAAUAGAUAAUCUCUAUAUCAUUUUAGGGGAUAAAAACACGUCUUGGUUUAGAUACGCGAAUCUUAGCAGCCCAAACAUUCAUGCAAUGACGAGAUACUUUUGGUCAUUGCAUGUAAGUAUGGGCCACAUUUAUCGAUUAGGUGGCGGGUUUUCACCUACCGAAUCAAAAUUCGAUUAUGUAACGCUUUCAAUAAUCAACAUUUUGGGUUCGGCGUUUUUCGGAUACAUAAUUGUGAUUGUAUUACAAGCGAUUGGGACAAUUAACGUGGCCGAAAGCAAAUACGAAGAGCUUUUAAGGCAACUCUACGAGUAUUUGCGAUCCAAGCGAGUGCCCGUUAAUAUCAAUAAGCGGUUAACGAGGUAUUGCGAAUAUCGCUUUCAAAAACGCUAUUUUAGAACUGAAGCGAUUUUGGCGACGCUCUCAGAUCACCUCCGGCACGAAAUUACAUUGUAUACGUCAAGAAAUUUAAUCGGAAAAGUUGAAAUUUUUAAAGGAUUACCCAGAGGAUUGAUUGGGAGUAUCAUCGCGUGUUUAAACACGGAGAUAUAUCUCAAAAACGACGUCAUAAUCUCGGCUCAUAAGCCGUUGGAGUAUUGGUACAUCAUCUCUCAUGGAACUGUGGCGAUGGUGCAUACAAGCGGGCUCGAAAUUUGCCAUUUAGAGGAUGGGGACGUGUUUGGGUGCGGCCAUCUUAUGGAUGCCAUGGAUUACGACGUGAAUAUAGUUGCGAUUGAAAUAUCGGAAAUACUACGAAUGACGAAACGCGACUUUUUACGCAACAUGAAUAACAAAACGAUUUACGACCGAUUAAUGAUCGCCAUUGACAAACGUAACGAUGAUAUUAAAAAGGCUUUGGAUAAACGGGACCCUAAAUUGCAAGAGAGGGAAGAAGUUUUAUACAAAAUCCGUAAAGACACUAUUUUAGAAAGUGGGUUUCCAAGAAAGAAAUAG